GCAGAGCUGUGCCGUUAAUCCGGGUACUGAACCGGGAUAACGAGGGAUCGGGGGUCACUGGCAGCCCCCGCUGAGCAUCCUCAUCGGUGCGGAUGCCACCCCCGGCCACUUAAUUAUGGCGAACUAAUUAAUAAGCCGGCUGUGCCCCGCGAUGCGCUUGGGCUUCCUAUGGGUUGUAGCGGCUUUGCUCCUCCCCGUCUCUGCUUCUGACUCUGCCGACGGAGCCGCACCGGGAGCCGAGGAGGAGGAGGAGGAGGAAUGGAGCGGGAAUUGGCCCGGAGCAAAGCGCGGCUGCCCUCGCUGCUCCUGGCGCUGCUCGGCCUCGGGCCAGAGCUCCUGUUUGGCCAAGCCCGGACCCAGCCCCGGCAGGUGAACGGUGUCCUGGGGGGGUCGGUGCUGCUCUCCCCAGCUCUGCCCCCCAACAGGACGGUGAAGGAGAUCGAGUGGAGCUUCUCGGCUGGCACCGGGGCCACCAUCCAAGUGGCAGAGUUGGGCCCCGGUGGCUUCGAGCGCCCAGACCCCAAGGACCGGUUCAAGGACCGGCUGGAGAUGUUCAACCAGACGGGGCUGAGGAUCGGGGCGCUGCAGCGCGGCGACAGCGGCGUCUAUGGGGCUCGCAUCAAGCUGCACCCGGCAAUGGUGGAGGAUCAGUUCUUCAACCUCUCCAUCUACGAGUCGGUGCCGAGCCCCCGCACCCGCAGCCAGCUCCUGGCCAGCACCUUGGAAUGGUGCAACGUGACGCUGCAGUGCCAAGGAGCCGGGAAAGGCGCCGUUAACGUCACUUGGAAGCGGGACAACAUCGUGUGGGAGCGGAGCUCGGAGCGGCACCAGCUCUCUCCGGACGGGACCACGCUGCGGCUGUCGCUGCCGCCCGCCGCCACCAACGGCACCCUGGCGUGCACCGUCAGCAACCCCGCGGACCGGCAGGUCGUGCUCUUCGACCUGGGCGCGAUCUGCCAGGCGGGAGGGGGACAAACGUCCUUCUCCAAGUCGGGGUACAUCGUCCUGACCCUCAUCCUGCUGGCGCUGAGCAUGGGGGGCGCCUUCUGGUGCUGGCGGGUGAACAGCGACAAGACGGCAGAGCCAGCCGAGUCCCACACGGCGCCCGCUGAGGAGCACCCCCCCGAGCCUCCGUGCGCCGGGACCGAGCGCAGGAGCCCCCCGGAAGGUAAUGACCAGGGCCCGAGUCCCACCAGGAAUGACGAGGAGCCGAGUGCGGAGCAGAAGGCGCCGGUGACCACUGUUCACGAGCAGCUCCACCGGGCACCAGGGGACACGGGCGAGGAGGUGACAUAGACCCUCAGCACCCGCAGAGCCGGAGCACUGGGAAUUCCGGAAGGGCUGUGCCGUGCGUUGUGUGCCAAAUCCAAACCCUCCGUCUCGGCUCCGGGGGGGGACAGACAGACAGACAGACAUGUGUCGUGCCCCCCCCCCCCCCGCCUCCAGUUUCUCUCCAACCUCCUUGUCUGAUGCUCUCCAAGACUGUUUGUGGAGCGGGAUCCUGGACCGAGGCAGGGAUGAGUGGUGGUGGUGAAGCUGGGGGACACUCUGUGGUUCUGGGAUGCUCCGGGAUGCUCCAUGAUGCUCCAGGUUGCUCCAGGAUGCUCCAGGAUGUCCCUGCAUGCCCUGGGAUGCUCCAGAACGCUCCAGGUUGUCCCUGGAUGCUCCAAGAUGGCCUGGGGUGCCCUGGGAUGCUCCCAGAUGCCCCAGGGUGCCCUAGGAUGCUCCAGGUUGCUCCAGGAUGCCCUGGGAUGUCCCAGGAUGCUCUGGAAUGCCCCAGCAUGUCCCAGGAUGCCCUGGGAUGCCCCUGGGUAUCCUGGGAUGCUCUGGAAUGGGGAAAGCCCAGAUUUCACCUCCUACCUGCAGCCACACUCGGCCGGGGCUGGGGCACUGGGGGGCAGGGGCACAGCUCGGUGCUGCAGCGCCAGGGUGAGACCCCUGGGGACAGAGUGACCCCCAUUGUCCCCCCCACCAGGCACCAGCACCCCCAGGGCCUCACUGGGACCCUCUAUGGGGCGAUGCCCACAUGGGGUGGACGUGCCAUAGGGACACAGCGGGGUGUCCGCCAUCCCUGUCCCAUGCAGAUCCCCAUCGGUGGGGACGCAGAAGGAUGCAGAAGGGACCCGUGCACCGAGGAGCACCCCUAUUCCCCCCCGUCACUGUCUCCAGUGUGGCCCAUGCACUGUCACGACGGAGGGGGUGUCACUGCCUGUGUGUCCAGCACCUCCUGUCACCUCCUGUCACCUCCUGUCCCCUCCUGUCACCAGGCCCCUCGCUCGGCUGCUGUCAAAGAGCAAAUAAAUGUCAGUGAGAUCACAGCCGGGAGCUGA
Messenger RNA from Strigops habroptila (Kakapo), 2330 nucleotides. Its product is annotated as SLAM family member 8-like. Lineage: Eukaryota; Metazoa; Chordata; Aves; Psittaciformes; Psittacidae. The transcript is spliced from 7 exons. The record is from RefSeq and is a predicted model, not a curated record. Bases 259 to 1296 code for a protein of 345 amino acids.